Tachysurus fulvidraco (yellow catfish) is the source of this 2073-nucleotide messenger RNA. RefSeq names its product ring finger protein 2 (gene rnf2). The record is from RefSeq and is a predicted model, not a curated record. The coding region runs from base 165 to 1175 and encodes 336 amino acids. Gene Ontology annotation, cellular component: PcG protein complex; ubiquitin ligase complex. The transcript has 7 exons. NCBI's taxonomy places the organism in Eukaryota, Metazoa, Chordata, Actinopteri, Siluriformes, Bagridae. Gene Ontology annotation, molecular function: ubiquitin protein ligase activity; chromatin binding.
UGUAGUUUUUAGCUCUUGUCUCGUUGUCGCUACACUAGCAGUCCUACAUUUCCCACAACCCUUUUCGGGGUAGUCAUAAAAUCCGCCAUAUUGAGAUUUUCAUAACGCGCAGUGUCGAAGGGGAGAGUAUCCACAACAGAAAAGGACAAUUCUAAUCUACAACGAUGACUCAGACAGUGCAGACUAACGGGGUUCAACCCCUGAGCAAGACCUGGGAGCUCAGCCUCUAUGAGUUACAGAGAACUCCACAGGAGGCCAUUACAGAUGGUCUGGAGAUUGCUGUGUCCCCUCGGAGUCUACACAGUGAGCUGAUGUGCCCCAUCUGUCUGGACAUGCUGAAGAACACCAUGACCACCAAGGAGUGCCUGCACCGCUUCUGCGCAGACUGCAUCAUCACAGCGCUCAGAUCCGGGAAUAAAGAGUGUCCGACAUGCAGGAAGAAGCUGGUGUCAAAGCGCUCGCUUCGUCCUGAUCCAAACUUUGAUGCCCUGAUCAGCAAAAUCUACCCGAGCAGAGACGAGUACGAGGCGCACCAGGAACGAGUGCUGGCUCGCAUUAGCAAACACAACAACCAGCAGGCUCUGAGCCACAGCAUCGAGGAAGGCCUCAAGAUUCAGGCCCUGAACAGACUGCAGAGAGGGAAGAAACACCAGAUCGAGAAUGGCAGCGGGGCAGAAGACAAUGGCGACAGCUCGCACUGCAGUAAUGCCUCUGUCCACAGUAACCAGGAGGCAGGACCAAGCAUCAAACGCACCAAGACCUCAGAUGACUCUGGUCUGGACAUGGACAACACCACAGAGAACGGAGGAGGAGACACAGCUCUGGAUGGAGCCAGUGAAAUCGAGCUCGUCUUCAGGCCUCAUCCUACUCUUAUGGAGAAGGAAGACGCUGCCCAAACCAGGUACAUUAAGACCUCUGGCAACGCAACAGUCGAUCACCUCUCAAAAUACCUGGCUGUUAGACUCGCUCUGGAGGAACUGCGCAAGAACGGAGAGGCCAGUCCUAUCAACGUGGAGGCUGCCAGCGAGAAACAGUACACCAUCUACAUACCUACACCCAACAACCAGUUCACAGUCCUCAAUGGCUCCUUCUCCCUGGAGCUGGUGAGUGAGAAAUACUGGAAGGUCAACAAACCCAUGGAGCUCUACUUUGCCCCGACUAAGGAGCACAAAUAAACCCAGCAGGAUAUGAAGCUCUAGGAUGGACUGAUUGAUGUUCUUUUUGUUCUCUCUUCUCUUUUCUCUCUCUAUCUUUCUCUAGUCGUGGAGCCAUUGCUCCGUAACAACUGUGGCUGCUUUUUUUUAACUGUCUUUUUGUAGGAAAACAGACCCAUUGGAUUAAAGAUAUUUGGGGGGGGAGACGGGGGACGUUGGGAGACAUACUGGUAUUUGAUACUCUUUUCCUUUUCCCCUUUAAGUUGACACGGUCAGUUUAGUGUCCCAUGAGCAGCGUUCUGUUACGGACAGGAGUCUGAUGCGGCCUUCGCUAAAGUUCAUAUCUAAAAAUACAAUCACAGCACUAUGUAAACAUGUGAUUUCUUAGUGAUUGCUUGGCUUCGGGAAAUAAUUAACCAUCCAUGGCAGCCGAUGGCAAUACCCUUACACCUUAGUAUAAACCAUUGCGGUCUCCCAAGCUUUAAGAAAUCAUAAGUGCAUUUUAACGACCAAUCGCUCUUCUUCUAUAAGCAUUUACAAAAGCUGAUUUGCCUUUUGUUCCACUGUGUUAAGGUUAAUAUGACGACUCAGUCUGGUCUGCAGAGUCCAUGCCACAUCACACACAAACAUUAUAAUACUACUGUAUAUUUUCAUCUGGCUGUAUUGACCUUUCACCUUGUACAUAUGACCACUUCAGAAUAAGGCAUCUUGGAAACCUGUCACAGAAACCAUCGACUCGCAACACAUCUGUAGUGGAGCAGAUUUUUGAGAUCAUAAAAGAAACACCAUUCAUGACAAACUUUUUAGAGCAUGAAGUAUUUUUAGUUGGACACCAUUUGCAUAACUAUAAGUUCAUGUUGAUGUUUUGGGGAAAUCUGUAUACCACAUUUGUUUGGAAAAUAAAAGACAGUAUGCAAGA